AUGCCUGCUUUAUUGGCGCUUAAAAUAUAUUUGGAAAUGUUUAUGGAAGUAAGAUUAUAUAGCAGAGCCUUUUUUUACUCCACAUGGAACUUAAAAGAUAUUGCAUUGAUGAUGUUCUUCUUUCUUCAAACCCAAGAAACAAAUGACGAUAUGUUUUUAAAGAAACAAUUUCAAUUUUCCCUGCACGUCAUCGCACUUGAUUCUCACCUCAUGUCUGCAAAUGAAUUAUGGAGAAGUAAAAGCUAA
Clunio marinus is the source of this 246-nucleotide messenger RNA. The record is from the annotation of a GenBank genome assembly. NCBI's taxonomy places the organism in Eukaryota, Metazoa, Arthropoda, Insecta, Diptera, Chironomidae.